AUGCCAUUACAUUCUAAUCGUGAAACCGCCGAUUCAAAACCAGCGUCAGCCAAAACUAUAACUCUACGCUCGAACGGAUCAGCCACUGUAACGAUCCCGGAGUACAAUCAAGACGACACAAAAUCUAACGCCGUCGCCAGCAAGAACGAAACCAACGCCGAGGACGAUCCAGAGGAAGAAGAAAAGGCAGCCACUAAGAUCCAAGCGGUGUUUCGAGGACACAAAACAAGAAAAAGCAUGAAACAACCGGCGGGCAAAGUCGAGCCAACAACUCCGUCAUCUCAGGAACCCACUAGGGAAGAGCUCGAGGCUGAAUUUCGGUUGGACGAUGCUGAACUAUGUCACGCUGCCACGAAAAUUCAAGCAUCCUUUAGAGGUCACAUGACUAGAAAAGAACAAGACAAGCAAGGAGGAAAGAAAGAGGAUGAAUCCAGUACUUCUCAAGCCCAAGCACAGGAAGAAGAAGAGCUAGACAUAGAUUUAACAGAUCCGGAAUUGAAUAAAGCUGCAGUCAAGAUCCAGGCAUCGUUCAGAGGUCACAUGACCCGUAAAGAUGAGAAAAACUAA
Molecule: messenger RNA, 567 nt
Organism: Psylliodes chrysocephalus
Lineage: Eukaryota; Metazoa; Arthropoda; Insecta; Coleoptera; Chrysomelidae
Source: the annotation of a GenBank genome assembly